This is a messenger RNA of Carassius auratus (goldfish), 1822 nucleotides long. RefSeq lists its product as uncharacterized. Lineage: Eukaryota; Metazoa; Chordata; Actinopteri; Cypriniformes; Cyprinidae. The transcript is spliced from 8 exons. Gene Ontology annotation, cellular component: nucleus. The record is from RefSeq and is a predicted model, not a curated record. Bases 173 to 943 code for a protein of 256 amino acids.
CUGGGGGGUAUUCCAGAAAGCUUGGUUAACUUACCAUUUGAUAAACUAUAACCUCUGGGUUGAUUUACCCCAAACAGGCAUACCAUGAGUAUGUCGGUUCCAAAACACCUGAGAAGAGUUAGCUUAAUCAACCUCUGACUGGUUACCCAGAGUUAAUGCGCGUGCACGGUGCAUGUAUAAAGACAUUUUCAAUGGAUCGCCGAUUUCACGAGUCACCAUGGAAACUCAAAGCGAAAAAAAGAGAGCCGCGUAUUUCACAGAGGCGGAGUUGGAAGUUUUAAUGCAUGCUUAUGAGGAGUUUAAGCCAAUAAUAUUAAAAAGAAGCAAUACAGCUGCAUCGGCUAAAGCAAGAGAGUUGGCUUGGCAAAAAAUAACGGACAGAGUAAAUGCGUGUAAUCCUUCUGGAGCCACAAGAACUUUAAGCCAAGUCAAAAUGAAACACAAAAACAUUCUGCAAAAAGCUAACAGAAAAAAGACUGAAGCCCGUCUAACUGGCGGGGGGCCACCACCACCUCCCCUCACCCCAUCUGAGGAGCUGGCUCUGUCCCUUAAUAAAGGGCGACCAGUGGUUGCUGGCAUUCCAGGGGGCAGUUCAUCACACAUACUAUGCACCACAAGUGAUGGUGAAAAAAGGGUGAAAUAUACUGAUGGACGGAUUGUAUUAUUGGACUCUCCAGAAAGAACACAGUCUGUCACAGUUGAUGAAGAUGAUGAUGACGAUGAAGAGACCACAUCUGCUGUGACAGAAGUGGACAAUGCUGGUAGAUCCACUGAGUACAUACCUAGGGAUUUGCCCACAGAUGAGGGUCCUUCAGCCUCAGCACACAAUCUAAGCAGGUUGCCAGCAAAGGAGCUGUAUAAGGUCCAUCUUCAAAAACAAAUAAGAAAAAGUGGAGAUGGACCUUAUACAGCUUCAAAUGGAAGAGAAAAGGCUCCUCAUUAAAAAAGCAGCACUUGAAAUAGAAUUACUUGAGAAUCGCCUUAAGGAAAUGAAGAAAUAAACUGCCUGGCAGACCAGUGCAAAAAAAACUAAUAAAAGUAAUUUUGACAAAUCCUGUCUCUCAAAAGUCUUCCGUCUCUGUUGGCCUCUAAAAUCUGUCGGUGUUCCUCUGGGCCAUCUUCCUCAAUACAAGGAGGGUGGCUCUCUCCUCUUAUAGUGGCAAUAUUGUGAAGCACAACACAAGCCACAAUAAUGUCGCAUGCCCUCUCUGGACUAACCCGGAGCCCACGCAGACACUGAAACCGAGAUUUGAGGAUCCCUAUAGUCAUCUCCACCUUGGCCCGUGUUCGGCUGUGAGCCAGGUUAAACCGUGUCUGUGGUCCAGGCUCAGGUUCAGGGUAGGGUGUCAUUAAAUAGGGCAGACAAGGGUAUCCUCUGUCCCCCAGCAAGUAACCAUUGUACUGUCCUGUAAUGAUUGAAGUGUACAACACAAAUAUAGUAAAAACGAAAAAACAAAAAUUGUAUAAAGCAAAUCAUACCCUGCUGAAAUGUCUGGCAUAAUGAUGACUCGCGGAAAAUUCUGGCAUCAUGCACAGAUCCUGGCCAUUUUGCCUCGACAUUGGUGAUGAUUUGGGUUGCCUCACAUAUUACCUAUAGUUAGUGGAAAAAGUAAUGACUUUGAUGAUUUUAAGAAGGGGAAAAAAUUAAGUUGUUACCUGCACAUUGAUACUAUGAAUAGAUUUCCUAUUAACAUAGUCUCCCUCAUUUAUUGAUGGAGCUUUAAUAGGAAUGUGAGUGCCAUCAAUGCACCCAAUUACAUUUGGAAACCCUGAAACAGAAAGUUUUGGAAGUAUGAAGUGUGUGCAUAAGGAAUACAUGUAU